UGGAGCUCACAGUGCAGCAGCAGCAGGAACUCAGUCCUGUUGAGUCGCAGUUUAAUGUAUGAGCCAUGGAUCAGUCUGCUCCAGUUCCACAUUACCUGCAGCACAGGGAGCUUCUCUAACACUGGGAGCCAACUUUAUCUUUUGUAGACGAUCAUCUGGUGUCAGUGGCAGACAGCGUGCCAGUAAGAUGCAGCCGCAACUGUGCUGACCAACAGCAGCUCGACAAGUCACAACACUGGACAGCUGGCUGAGCUGCAGCCUGGAUGUGAUACUGGGUCAGCAAGUGAAUUUGUAACCCUGCUUUGGUGUGCGAUGUGUGGACCUGCCCUCCCCCUGUGUCUGCUCCUUUGGAUAGUGGGAGCAUCUGUUUUCAGGACUCAUGGAGAGGUCAUAGCCCCUGCCAGCCUGACAGCAGAGGCAGGUCGCCCCCUCACGCUCGGCUGCAACAUCACCACGGCUGUGGGCGACACCGUGCGGCAGGUCCGCUGGCUCAACAGGCACGGCAAGGUCCUCCUGGCCUACGAGCAAAGCGUGCCUGUGCGCAUCAGCCACCGUGACCCCAGCGUCCAGCUCUCCGCCCACCACAACGACGCCAGCUACAUCAACAUCACUAGGGUACGGGGCGAUGAUGAGGGCUGCUAUCGCUGCAUCUUUGAUGUUUACCCCAAGGGUUCACAAGAAGCCAGGACGUGCAUCAGAGUCACUGGUAAAGUGCGGCUGAUGGGCAACAAGACUGCCAUAAGCGGGAAGAUGGCCACCCUCUCCUGCUCGUACAGCCUCCCUGAGAGGGUGCACCAGGUGCUGUGGAGGAAGACGGCCGAGCAGGGCGACACCACCACCGUGGCUUCCUACAGCAAGAAAGGUCACUACAACGUAGAGGAGCACUUCAAGGAUCACGUUGGCCUGAGCCGAACUCUGGACGACACCCAGCUGACCAUCCGGUCGGUCAGGACGGAGGACGAGGCCUGCUACACCUGCGAGUUCCACACAUACCCAGACGGCAUCAAGAGGGCCACCGCCUGCCUCUCUGUCUACGUUUUACCCAAACCAGAGGUGAGCCACGUGACCUCGUCCUCAGGGGUCACCGAGGCCAACUGCACCGCCCUGUCCCGCCCUGCAGCAGACAUCACGUGGAACAUCGACAGGGACAACCGGACGCUCGGACCGCCCAUUUUGUCUGCCUACGAUCAGGGCGACGGCACCACGGUGGUGACGAGCACAAUCUUCUUCCAACCAGGGGUGCUCAACGACCUGUCCGUCAAGUGCAUCGUGCACCACCAGGGUUUGGAGAAACCCCUGAUGGUGUCUCUCAACACGGGCGUGGGUCCAGCCAUGGUUAUCCUCCUCUCAGUGUGCGGUGUGGCUACCGUCUUCCUCCUCUGUCUGUGUGUGUGUCUCUGCAAGUGCUUCAUCUGUACUGACGACUGAUUCGGAGCCCCGGCGCCACCGCUGCUUUGAUGAAGGUCCAGUGGAGGCUCUGAGCCUGACCUAGCUGCUCAGCACCGUGCCCUCCGGCUCAGUGCGCAGGGGAAGAGAACAGAGCUUUCACAGAGCUGAGCCAACACUGCUGGUUCUGCUUCCAUGGACUGGGCUGAGGCACUGGUAGUGCAGACACAAAUAUACUACAAAGUAAACUGAACUAAAACCACAUUAUUUAAGGGUAGGUAUUACACUUUCACACAGUAGAACAGUUGCUGAGGAAAUCCAUCCAAUAAGAAUAGAGGGUUUUUGGAGCUGAAUCAGUAUCUUGUGCCAUCAUGAAGGUCCAGUGGUUCAGAUUUUUAUUAUUAGAAGUUAUACAUUUAGUAGACUUUGCUCACUCAGUUUGACCUGUUCUGACUUUGUUGGGAGCUUAUAAAUUAUGAAGAAAAACAACUUAAUUUUUAAAAAUCAUCAACUGAAAUCUAAACUGAACUCAACGAACUGCAGGAUCUGCUGCCUCAGAUCUCUUAAUAUAUGUAAAAGUGUCUUAAAAUUCAGUAUAAGCAAGUAAUUGAUAUCAUAUUUGGAAGCUAUUUAAAUAUAUGUGAUGAAUAGUGACCCCACAGGGUUUGAUAAAUCAAUACAUCAUUAGAGAACUGAUUAGAAAAUAGCUGCCUUUAAAAAAUACUUUUUUUCUAUAUCCUCUUAACUCCUCCAGACUUUAAAUUCUUUAUAUAUGACAAACAUUUUUCAUGAUUAAAUAAGCAACAGUCAAAGUUAAAGAUUAAGUUUGAUUAUGUGUAAUUUAUUAAGAGAUUAAUUCUGAAAAAAGCCCAGAAACAAAUCGUCAUCAGGUCACUGUCAUUAGACUGUCGGUGUGUGGAUGAACAGAAUGUGUCGUCACCUUUUUCCAGCUGAACACACAAACAAACACUUUUCCAACUUUGGCAGAAAAUGUUGUCUUCACUCAGCAGACUGAGAAAAUAGUUUUUAUAGACGUCAGUUUUUCUUUGUCACUGCCGCCUGAUUGAUGUGGAUCUCAGAGAAGGCCACCACAGGGUGUUGCGUCACCUGAAAGCCCUCUAUUUGUGGUUGUCAAGUAGAGAAGGAGGAUGAUUAAAAGGCCACCGUGCCACUUUUGAUCAAGACUUACAAGAAAUCAAAAAGUCGCUGUGGAACUGAGGCUAAAAUGUGACUUUUAGUAAACCGGCUCCGUGUGACUCAGACUGAAAGGAUGGUUUGAGUGGGAAAGACUGAAAGGUUUGUUAUUUAUAGCUGCAGCGCUGUGCGGGACAGAAAGGUGGUCGACUUGGUUCACACCGCCCCAAAACCAUUCCCUGUGUGGACAAACCCGACAGUUAUGAAUCACUGUUUGCGUAUGUGACAGUAACAGAAGGUGUUUGUGUCUGCGUGAGUGUAUUCUGAAAGUGAAGUGUGUCUACAUGUGUGUGUGGAUUUGUUUGCAUUGAUGUACAGUAUUUCAACCAUAGUGUUAGAGUCUAGCCUUUUAUUUACAGACUUGGGAUAAUAUUAAUGCAGGCCUAUGGGCUGUGUACAGUACAGAUAAUUUUGUAGAAAACCUCAUUUAUCAAAAAGAAAAAAAAGAUCAUGUAUUCAUAUAAGGAUUAGAAUUAUAAACUUAACAUUUACUUUCAUGUUGAAGUCAUUGAUCUGUAUAUGAAGAAGAUUAUAAAGUUUAAAUGUUUCAAAACGUAGCUAAAAUACAUUUAAGUUUGGUGUUUAAUAUUUUUGUCAGUGUCACCAGUGUCUUGUUUUUGAGCAGUAUUCACUCUUUAGUAUCUGUCAGAGUUGAUUAAUAGUUUCCUGUGCUGGUGCUGGGUGGAUCAGCACCAGCUGGAAGAAAUAAAACCUGCUUUACCUGC
Messenger RNA from Lates calcarifer (barramundi perch), 3305 nucleotides. RefSeq names its product OX-2 membrane glycoprotein. The transcript has 8 exons. The record is from RefSeq and is a predicted model, not a curated record. Lineage: Eukaryota; Metazoa; Chordata; Actinopteri; Centropomidae. Gene Ontology annotation, molecular function: cell-cell adhesion mediator activity. The coding region runs from base 313 to 1428 and encodes 371 amino acids.